Microthlaspi erraticum is the source of this 1464-nucleotide messenger RNA. The record is from the annotation of a GenBank genome assembly. NCBI's taxonomy places the organism in Eukaryota, Viridiplantae, Streptophyta, Magnoliopsida, Brassicales, Brassicaceae.
AUGCCUAGUACUUUCCCUUAUUGUUUACACCUCAUUCUAAUCACUGCUUUGUUUGAAGUGAAAUCACAUCUCCCUGUGGUUCGACCCCGACUAUACUACUGCUCUUGCUGUGCACUUGCAGCUACAUUGGUUGGGUUAAAAAUAUUAUCAUUUGAGGAAGCUAAACCCAGCCUCCAUCCGUUGCCUGACGGUUUCAAGACCGUUGGUUCUAAAUGGAUUUACACUAUUAAACGCGACUCGAAAGGUGCCAUUGACAGAUACAAGGCUCGCCUUGUAGCUAAAGGUUUCACCCAAAAAGAUGGCAUUGACUAUAAAGAGACCUUCUCUCCUGUUUCUAAGAAGGAUUCUCUAAGAAUUGUUUUGGCUUUGGUAGCUCAGUAUGAUCUUGAGCUUCACCAAAUGGAUGUUGAAACCGCCUUUCUGAAUGGAGAUCUUGAGGAAGAAGUAUAUAUGGACCAACCUGAAGGAUUUGUGGUCGCAGGAAAAGAACAUAUGGUAUGUAAGCUGAGAAAGUCAAUAUAUGGACUUAAACAAGCUUCCAGACAAUGGUAUCUAAAGUUUAAUGAUACCAUCACGUCAUAUGGUUUUGUAGAGGUUAUUGUUGAUCGAUGUAUCUACGUUAAGAUCAGUGGGAGCAAGUUUAUUAUGUUAGUCUUAUAUGUUGAUGAUAUUUUGCUUGCUGCAAAUGACAUGGGGAUGUUACAUGAUACAAAGAAGUAUCUCUCUAAGAACUUUGAAAUGAAAGAUAUGGGUGAGGCAUCCUAUGUGAUCGGAAUAGAAAUAUUUCGAGAUAGAUCACAAGGGAUAGCUCCAAUUCAGAAGGGAGAUAAGUUCAGUAAAAUGCAAUGUCCUAAAAAUGAAUUGGAGCGUAAGGAAAUGGAAAGAAUUCCAUAUGCAUCAGUGGUUGGGAGUUUGAACUAUGUUCAGACAUGUACUCGGCCAGAUAUCACCUUUGCUGUUGGUAUGUUGGGUCGAUAUCAAAGUAACCCCGGAAUGGACCAUUGGAAAGCUGCAAAGAAGUUUCUCAAGUACUUGCAAGGCACCAAAGAGCACAUGCUUACAUUCAGGAGAUCCAAUCAUCUAGAGAUCAUUGGAUAUUCAGAUUCAGAUUAUGCUGGAUGCGUCGAUAGCAGGAAAUCGACGUUUGGCUAUUUGUUCCAAUUAGCCGGAGGAGCAGUAUCGUGGAAAAGUGGAAAGCAGUCUGUCAUUGCUACUUCUACUAUGGAGGCUGAGUUUGUGGCAUGCUUUGAGGCCACAAUUCAUGCAUUGUGGCUGCGGAACUUUAUCUCAGGGCUUCAAAUUGUCGACAAUAUUGAGAAGCCGCUGAGAAUCUAUUGUGAUAAUUCUGCAGCUGUCUUCUUUUCAAAGAACGACAAGUACUCGAAGGGUGCCAAGCACAUGGAGAUAAAGUAUUUGUCUGUCAAAGAAGAAGUACAGAAACGUAGAGUGUCUUUGAGCACAUAG